GGCGCUGGCAGGUCUGGCCCACACCCGGUCCCCAGAGAUGUCACUGCCGCCUCAGCUGCUGCUGCUGCUGCUGCCGCCGCUGCUGACCGCUGGGCCCGCCGGCGCCGCGCUGAUCCGAAUCCCUCUUCGCCGCGUCUUCACUGGAAGCAGGACCCCGAACCCACUGAGGGGAUGGGGGAACCCAGAAGAGCCCCUUGGGCUGGGGGCCCCAUCCCCAGGGGGCAGGUCCGCCUUUGUGCCUCUCUCCAACUUCAUGAACGCCCAGUAUUAUGGGAAAAUCGGGCUGGGGACGCCCCCACAAAACUUCUCUGUCAUCUUUGACACUGGCUCCUCCAAUCUCUGGGUCCCGUCCAGGAGAUGCAACUUCUUCAGUCUGCCCUGCUGGUUCCACCACCGCUUCGACCCUAAAGCCUCCAGCUCCUUCAAGCCAAACGGGACUACAUUUGCCAUUCAGUAUGGAUCUGGGCGGCUAAGCGGCAUCCUGAGUGAGGACAAGCUGACUAUUGGGGGAAUCACGAACGCAUCAGUGGUUUUCGGGGAGGCGCUGUGGGAGCCCAGCCUGGUCUUCGUGUUUGCCCGCUUCGAUGGGAUACUGGGCCUCGGUUUCCCCAUUCUGGCCGUGGGAGGAGUUCGGCCCCCACUGGAUGCACUGGUGGCCCAAGGUCUGCUGGACAAGCCUGUCUUCUCCUUCUACCUCAACAGGGACCCUGAAGCAGCUGAUGGAGGAGAGCUGGUUCUGGGUGGUUCGGACCCAGCACACUACAUCCCACCCCUCACCUACGUGCCAGUCACCAUCCCUGCCUACUGGCAGGUCCACAUGGAGCGUGUGAAGGUGGGCACAGGGCUGACUCUCUGUGCCCAGGGCUGUCCUGCCAUUCUGGACACAGGCACAUCUCUCAUCACGGGACCCACUGAGGAGAUCCGGGCCCUGCAUAGGGCGAUCGGGGGAUUCCCCCUGCUGGGGAAGUACAUUAUCGAGUGCUCGAUCAUCUCAACGCUCCCUCCAGUGGCCUUCAACCUUGGGGGUGUCUGGUUUAACCUCACCUCCCAGGACUACGUCAUCCAGAUUGCUCGGGGUGGCGCCCGCCUCUGCUUGCUUGGCUUCCAGGCCCUGGACGUGCCCCCGCCGGAUGGGCCCCUCUGGAUCCUCGGCGAUGUCUUCUUGCGCAGCUACGUGGCGGUCUUCGACCGCGGGAACCUGAAGAAAGGUGCCCGAGUGGGGCUGGCGCGCGCUCGUCCCCGCGGCGCCGGACCGCUAGGCGGUGGGUUCACGCAGGCGCAGUUCUCCGGAAGGCGUCCUGGUUAGACGCAUGCGCACUGGGUGAUAGCCGAGGUCCCGCUACUCAAUAAAAAUUCGCUAUUUCCAUUGAA
Messenger RNA from Eptesicus fuscus (big brown bat), 1371 nucleotides. It is a transcript of the gene NAPSA, whose product is annotated as napsin A aspartic peptidase. Bases 38 to 1306 code for a protein of 422 amino acids. Lineage: Eukaryota; Metazoa; Chordata; Mammalia; Chiroptera; Vespertilionidae. The transcript is spliced from 9 exons. Gene Ontology annotation, biological process: proteolysis. Gene Ontology annotation, molecular function: aspartic-type endopeptidase activity. Gene Ontology annotation, cellular component: lysosome. The record is from RefSeq and is a predicted model, not a curated record.